AACUUUUUAUAUAUUCCUCCCUAACCAAACGCUGCCUUCUCUCCUCAUCACACUACUUACAAAGUCCCAACCAAACCAUAUCCAUAAUCAACCAAAAGCAAAAAUGAACUCCAUGACUAAAAUUCUCUUCACCAUCUUUCUUCUCACUGCUGCAGCUUCACUCUGUCACUCGAUCCGACCCGGUUCCGAUAAAGACUCCUACGGUGAGCUCAAGCACUCGAAGGGAACCCCUUCAAACCAGAACAACAACAAAGGUGGCGGUGGUGGUGGUGGUGGUGGGAACACCGGUAAUAUUCCAGGUGGCUUCUUCGGACCCGGACCCGCCUUCAACAUACCCGGCUUCGGAAACGGCUACGGCAGCGGGAUCAUAGGUGGCGGGUACGGAUCCGGGUUUGGUGGUCCGAGUGGAGGCCGCUCCAGAAAUGGGGUGGUCAGGCCCACUGUGGUGUGCAAAGAUAAGGGUCCCUGUUACCAAAAGAAGCUGACCUGUCCAGCUAAGUGUUUCACCUCCUAUAGCCGGUCAGGGAAGGGCUACGGCGGUGGAGGCGGCGGCGGCGGCUGCACCAUGGAUUGCAAGAAGAAGUGUGUUGCUUAUUGUUAGAAGGAUAUAAGCUCCGGUGUGACGGAGCCGGUAGACGGUAAUGGCUGGUUUCAAUACUAUAACAUACAGUUUAAUGUGAUGCAGUUUUUAGUAGAUCAUAAUAUAUAUAUAUAUGAUAUGUAAUAUUAUACAAUAUAGUAUUGUAUAAGUUGUGGUGUGUAAGAGUUUUUAUGACUCUGAGAGACUUUUUAAUUAUCUGCUUACUAUAGAUUUGGUUCUUCA
This is a messenger RNA of Humulus lupulus (European hop), 823 nucleotides long. Its product is annotated as glycine-rich cell wall structural protein 2-like. NCBI's taxonomy places the organism in Eukaryota, Viridiplantae, Streptophyta, Magnoliopsida, Rosales, Cannabaceae. The transcript has a single exon. The coding region runs from base 104 to 601 and encodes 165 amino acids. The record is from RefSeq and is a predicted model, not a curated record.